GAGAUAAAGGUAUGAGGAGGAGAGGAAGAGUAAAAUCGAGAAGUCGAAAGAGAAAUGGAGUGUGAGCGUGAAGUAUCGGAAGUAUCAGUGCCAGUGAGUCCUAGUGGACAAUACCUCAACAGCUCUGUGCUAUCGCUUUCUAUUCUUGCAGUUUUAGAAUCAGAAAUUCCCAUUGAUGACUCCCAAACUAUGUCACUCCUUAAGAAUGUGUUCCUACCCAUUAAUCCACGCUUUUCCUCCAUCAUGGUGGAAGGCAAAAAAGGAGUCAAAAAAUGGAAAAGGGUUGAAGUGAAGCUUGAAGAUCACAUUAAUGUGCCUAGGUUCGCAGAAGGAAUGUCUCUGGAGUUUUACGACAAAAAUUUCAACGACUACUUGUCAAAAAUUUCCUUGGAUCAAUUUCCACACAACCAACCAUUAUGGGAAAUUCACAUAAUUAAGUACCCUACAAGUAACGCGGCUGGAAAUGUAAUUUUUAAGCUUCACCACGCGCUCGGAGAUGGAUUUUCUCUAAUGGGAGCUCUACUUUCGUGCCUACAAAGAGCUGACAAUCCUGCUAUUCCAUUGACAUUCCCUUCGCGCCAAUCAAACUCGAAAAAAGAAUGCAAAACUACUAGCAUUUUCAAGUGUGUGCCUAAAAUUUUCACUAGGGUUAUUAAUACUGUGCAGGAUUUUGGGUGGAGCUACAUGAAGAGUAGGUUUGUCGAAGAUGACCGAUCACCAAUCCGAUCCGGUGAAGGUGGAUUUCGGGCUACCACAAUAACCACAUUAACAUUUUCUCUUGAUUGCGUCAAACAAAUCAAAGCCAAGCUUAAAGUGACGAUAAAUGAUGUGAUUACGGGAAUAAUAUUUUUGGGAACACGGCUAUACAUGGAAGAGACAAGCCAUGAGUCAGGCAAAGCGAGUUCUACGGCACUAGUAUUGUUCAACACUCGAGCCAUUGGUGGAUACAAGUCGAUUAGUGAGAUGGUGAAGCCUAAUGCUGAGAUGCCAUGGGGGAACCGUUUCACAUUCUUACAAGUCCCUAUACCAAAGUUAGCUAAUGCUGGUGAUGCUGCUGAUGAGUCUUCUUCAAACCCACUCCGCUUUGUCAUGAAAGCACAUCACUUGAUCAAGAGGAAAAGAAACUCUGCUGCUGUUUAUCUCAUUGGAACCAUGUUAGACACACUUCGAAAACUUAGAGGCCCCGAGGCAACUGCUCGGUAUCUCCAUAGUACGCUAAAGAAUUCAAGCCUGGGAAUAUCAAAUUUGAUUGGGCCAGUGGAGCCAAUGACUUUGGCUAAUUAUCCGGUUAGAGGAUUAUACUUUACAGUGAAUGGCGGUCCUGAGGAUCUGUCCAUAACAGUGGUGAGUUAUGUAGAAAAGCUUAGAGUUGCAGUCAGGAUGGACAAAAGCUUCAUUGAUCCACAGAAAUUCAACUCAUGCAUAGAGAAGGCUUUUGACAUGAUUUUCAGAGCAGCUGUAGAGUCUACCUCACCAGCAAUUUCAAGCACCAAAGUUUCCAAUAAGAACAAAAAGGAAAUUAAAAGCUCAUAAUAGUUCUGUCUUCUUCUUUACACUUCUUUCAUGAGCACAAUAGUUAAAUAUUACUUUAAACUGUAUUAUGAUCUCAUAAAUUAUGUUUUCUUUCCUACAGUCUUGUUUUCCUUUAGCUAAUAGGGAGAUUAACUUUGUCGCCCAAGGCUCAUUAUAAAAAAUUUCAAAAAAUUAUUAUU
Molecule: messenger RNA, 1712 nt
Organism: Camellia sinensis
Lineage: Eukaryota; Viridiplantae; Streptophyta; Magnoliopsida; Ericales; Theaceae
Product: wax ester synthase/diacylglycerol acyltransferase 5
Biological process (GO): triglyceride biosynthetic process
Cellular component (GO): plasma membrane
Molecular function (GO): diacylglycerol O-acyltransferase activity
Source: RefSeq, a predicted model, not a curated record